Messenger RNA from Glycine soja, 4640 nucleotides. RefSeq names its product probable ubiquitin-conjugating enzyme E2 24. Lineage: Eukaryota; Viridiplantae; Streptophyta; Magnoliopsida; Fabales; Fabaceae. The record is from RefSeq and is a predicted model, not a curated record. Bases 1605 to 4406 code for a protein of 933 amino acids. The transcript has 10 exons.
AAUGGUUUGAUAUGAGUCAGAGUAAAUUGUAACCAAAUGACAUCAAAUCUUUCAUUUAGUCAAUUCGAUUUCAAUAAUUCAUCCAUGAAACAACACCACAAAGGAAAAAAGGUGACACAUAAUAAGAAUCAAAGGAAAUUUCCCAAAAUUAUAGUCAUUUUCCUUGUGGCUUCAGACCAGUUUCAAAAUUUUGACUUCUGUAUGAGACACAUAGUGAGGGCAAACAGGUAAUUACACACUAACUGUCUCCUCGUAGUAUUUUGUGUCGGAUACUAUCUGGUAUAUUCUUUCAGUUGGUUCAAUAGUCACACUAUUUAUAUGUAACAAAAAGUCUCCAUUUGUUACACUAACACUACAAGUUCCCAUCUUCACCACGAAGCAUUCUUAGCAUUCUACAGAGAGAAAAGUGACACUCUACAAUGGUUCCAAAGCUUAGUGGUGACGUGGAUGAUGGUGGAACUGGGCUUGAAACUAAGCCUAUCUGAACAAUACCCUCCUCUUCCUUCUUCUAUUAAGGUUGAAGUUCUUAGAUAAGAAGAAGAAGAGAGCAUAAGAUAGCCUUUUGAAGCUGAAAGCAAAUUUUGUGAAGUAGCAUAUAUACUUUCAAUUUGUUUAGUUCUUAUGGGUGGAGUUCCUUCAUUUGGUGUUUGUAGUCAUGGAGGUUUCUUGGUUCUAUACCUUUUGCAGCUUUUUAUGGAUCCAACCAUCCCAAAUGUGCCAAUGGUUAGAGGAAGCACUCAGUAGUCAUAUUGUUGCAGGUUCAAAAGAAAUGAUAUGAUAACAGAAGCUCAUCUCCUUUGUUACCAGAUUGACCUGAUAGAGUGUUAGACUUAUUUGUAGAGGCAGAUCUCCUUUGGAAGUGUAACCCUCAAUAUUGGAAAAUGAAGCUUCAUCUAUUUCAGAUAUCUAUUUAUGAUUGAAGAUUCAGCUGUACUGGGCAAAUCUUCUUUGGCAAAAGUUACUUAAUUUUCCUUUGGUUGGAUACUUGGAUUCCAAGUAGUAAAAAUAUAUCAACAUUAUUUUUUGCCUUCUUAAAAUAUUACCAUUCAGAGAUAAUUUCUCUAGGAACUCCACCCUUUCUUGGGGGGCAAAUCUCCUUUGGCAUCUUUUGCUUAUCUUGGUCUGUUUCCUCCAAUAGCCAGAAUUUUUUUCUUUCUGUAAACCACCAAAAAAAAAAAAAAGAAUUCGUCUGAUAGUUGUUGGUACUUGACAUUUUGUUGUUUUAAACCUCUCCCAAAGGUUUCUUUCUGUGAAAUUCCAAUUCAAGUUGGGCAUAUCUCCUUUGGCAUUUUGGAGUCCUUGAUUGAUUCCUAUAACCUAUUGGGCAAAAACAGACCAAGAUUUGAGUCCUAUUAUCCUGGGAAAAUCUUCUUUGGCAUCAGAUCUCCAGUUUCAUUUGGAGAUACUAUCCGUGACAAAAAGCAGUAUCAAUCAGAAAAAUAUUCUGUAUUACCCACCGUUAUCCAUUGAAAUCAAUAUUGGCAUAACUUUUGUGAUCACUAUAUACACAUUGGGGUUUGAUUCUUCAAUUUGCUUGACAAGGAUACCAUUGAGGGUGCAGAAUAAUUCUGAUUCUAUAUAUUCCAAAAUCUGGCAUAUAAUUGAUGGAUCUUAUCAUCAGUGAUUCAGACUGGGAAACUUCCAGUGGCAGCAACAGCAGUGAGGAUCAAGAUGAAAUUGAUUUUCUAUACGGCGGAAAAGCUCAGAGCAUAUUAUCAAGUUUAGAGGAAAGCAUCGGAAGGAUCGAUGAUUUUCUUUCAUUUGAGAGAGCAUUUGUCCAUGGAGAUGUGGUCUGCUCCUUGUCAGACCCAUCUGGACAAAUGGGGAGGGUUACAAGUAUGGAUUUGUUUGUGGAUUUGGAAAGUGUUAAAGGAAAAGUAUUAAAAAAUUUGAACUCUAAGAAACUUUUGAGGAUUCGUUCCAUUGCAGAAGGUGAUUAUGUAAUUAAGGGGCCAUGGCUUGGUCGAGUUCAAAGGGUGGUGGACAAAGUGGCUGUAUUGUUUGAUGAUGGAGCUAAAUGUGAUAUCACUGCCUUGGAAAGAGAGAAGCUUUUACCACUGACUGGUAAUUUUCCUGAAGAUUCGCAGUUUCCGUACUAUCCAGGGCAGAGAGUAAAGGUUAAGUCCUCCAGUGCUUCUAAAUCAACUAGAUGGCUAUGUGACACUUGGAGAGACAAUCAUGAUGAAGGAACUGUUUGUGCUGUGGAAGCAGGCUUGGUGUAUGUUAAUUGGAUUUCUCAUGUUCUAGUGGGUUGCGAUUUUAGUGUGAGUGCUCCCAAAUGCUGGCAAGAUUCUAAAACCUUGACUGUGUUAUCUUGUUUUUCACAUGCAAACUGGCAGCUUGGUGAUUGGUGCAUGCUCUCGGUUGCGGACCAAAAGGAACAGAUUACUCAACACGCACCUAUAGGUGAUCUUACUAUGGAGCAUUGUGUGUCAAGAGGGUGUAAGGGAAGUAACCUUAACUCUUACAGUGGUGAGUUGUUUAUAAUUGGGAAGAUAAAGACCAAAGUUGAUGUUGUGUGGCAAAAUGGUGAAUACACUUUGGGAUUGGAUCCAGAGAAUUUACUUCCAGUGAAUGUUAUAAACAAUCAUGAAUUUUGGCCUCAUCAGUUUGUGCUGGAAAAAGGUGCUUCUGAUGAUCCUCUUAAAACUAGCAGUCAAAGAUGGGGUGUUGUCCAAUGUGUGGAUGCAAAGGAGUGUACUGUAAAGGUACAAUGGAAAACUAUUUCCAUAUCUGACCCGGAUAAUUUGACUGGAGACAAAUUGGAGGAAACUGUGAGUGCCUAUGAACUUGUAGAGCACCCAGAUUACUCCUGCUUUUUUGGUGAUAUUAUGUUUAAGGCGGCUCAAAAACAGCUUGGUAACCAAGCUGAGAAAGAACAAGUAAAAUCAGUGACCGACUUUAAUGCAGAGGCUGUUCCUAAAAAUGGGAACCAAAUGAGUUAUCAGGAUGAGUUCCCUGAUAAUUAUUUCAUGUCCUGCAUUGGCAGUGUUACUGGUUUCAAAGAUGGUGAUGUGGAGGUGACAUGGGCAACUGGUUUCACAACCAAGGUUGCACCUUAUGAAAUUUUCCGGAUUGAGAAACAUGAAGGUUCAACUGUAACCCCCACUCCUUUUGAGACAAAUGUUGAAGAGUUCACUCAUGAGAUAAUCGAACACAGGAGUCUACCUUCUGACCAGAAGGGAAAGGACUUGUUAAAUGGUGAUGGUACUAGAGAGAAUUGUGAAAAGAAUCUUGGGGAAUGUAGUUCCUUUUCCCUUCCUCGAGCAGCCUUUGAACUUUUCUCCAGCAUUAAAGCCAGCAUAUUCCAAACUUUUAGAGGAACUCUAAUUUCAGGAGCAGUUUCCUCAGUACCUACAUUUGAAAAGAAGAAUGGAUAUGAUUGUCUAGAUAAGAAAGAUUUGGAAACUUCUGACCUCUUUACUGAACAACUUCCAAUGGCUGAGUUGCAAUAUACUGAGGACAAGACUUCAUAUCCUGAAAAUAUUGAGAUUCAUGAGAAGAAUGAUUUUCCAUUUUCUUUAGACAGCAACAGUUCAAACCAGUUCAAGCAGUUUGAUGUAAUAGAAAAUUGCCCUGACCACCAUUUUUUUGUUGAGGGAAAAGGGUUGUCAACAUCGCAGGUAAAAAGAAGUUGGGUGAAAAAGGUUCAGCAAGAAUGGAGCAUCCUCGAGAAAAAUCUUCCAGAAACUAUUUAUGUUCGUGUGUUUGAAGAAAGAAUGGAUCUCAUGCGAGCAGCUAUUGUUGGUGCAUCUGGAACUCCUUAUCAUGAUGGGCUGUUUUUCUUUGACAUAUGCUUCCCUCCGGAGUAUCCCAAUGAACCACCUAUGGUGCACUACAAUUCUGCAGGGCUCCGGUUAAAUCCUAAUCUGUACGAGUCAGGAAAAAUCUGUCUGAGUCUCCUAAACACUUGGACAGGCACAGACACUGAAGUGUGGAACCCUGGAGCCUCCACUAUUCUUCAAGUCCUUCUCUCUCUACAGGCACUUGUCCUUAAUGAGAAGCCUUAUUUCAAUGAGGCUGGAUAUGACCAACAAAUUGGCAGAGCUGAGGGAGAGAAAAACUCAGUCAGUUACAAUGAAAAUGCUUUCCUUGUCACAACCAAAUCCAUGAUGUAUCUAUUAAGAAAGCCACCAAAGCAUUUUGAAGCACUGGUGGAAGAGCACUUUAGAAAAUGCUCCCAACAUAUACUUCUUGCUUGCAAGGCUUAUCUUGAAGGAGCUUCUAUUGGAUGUGCUUUUGGUAGUGGAAAAACUGGACAUGAAAACCAGAAGGGGACUUCAACAGGAUUUAAAAUUAUGCUUGCUAAGCUCUUCCCCAAGCUUGUAGAGGCAUUUUCUGAUAAGGGAAUUGAUUGCAGUCAGUUUGUUGAUCUACAAAAAGAACCUUUACUUACUAAGUUGUAAGUAUCUGCCAAAAAUCCCGACCGAGAUAUCCCAAUCUUAUGUGUAAUAUCAAUAUAUUUACAUUCUCAGUAUAAUAUCAAUUUUAAUCUCUGGGUUUUGUACUUUUGUGGUUUGUUACUGUGGUGUAGUUGAUAGAUAAAUCAACAUAACAUGUGCUUGUAGUAUGUGUAUGUAUCACAGCAUGGUUUGUGGAUGUAAAAUAUGGAAUAAGAAAUGCAGCCAUUGGAGUGAUUU